Molecule: messenger RNA, 552 nt
Organism: Aspergillus oryzae RIB40
Lineage: Eukaryota; Fungi; Ascomycota; Eurotiomycetes; Eurotiales; Aspergillaceae
Exons: 2
Coding region: 1-552 (183 amino acids)
Biological process (GO): secondary metabolite biosynthetic process; fatty acid biosynthetic process
Molecular function (GO): fatty acid synthase activity
Source: RefSeq, a predicted model, not a curated record
AUGAAUCUUCCCAAGGACUUGGACUUCUUUGUCAUGCUAUCAUCUGCUAGUAAUAUUAUUGGACUCACCGGUCAAUCUAAUUACGCUGUGUGGAAUUCGCACAUGGAUGGCCUCGCACGCUAUCGAAUCGCUCACGGUCAGAAAGCUGUGUCCUUGGAUCUUGGAACUAUGAUUGACGACGGUAUACUGGUAGAGACUGCUCGGCUUCUUGAUAAGGUGCCUGCAUACGGGUCACUAGUACCCGUCACACGAGCGCAAUUAUAUGGUAUUCUGAACGAUUAUUGCAAAACUAGUAAACAGAUCCUGGACCCCGACACGGCUCAGCUGGUAUGCAGAAUUUCUGGAAGUGGUGACGACCGCAAGACGCUGGUUGAAACGCCCCUCUUUAGCCGACUCGAGCUUGACAAUAUCUCCGGUGACUCCGUUUUGCAAGGCGAAUGCCAUAAUAAGAUAGAUUUAAGAACCUCUUCCAGGAGGUGCGUCGUUGGUGAUGGUGGAUCUAACGGCGGCGACGAGAGUCAACUCACUCACCCACAAUGGACUUUAGGUUGA